This is a messenger RNA of Cylicocyclus nassatus, 4711 nucleotides long. The record is from the annotation of a GenBank genome assembly. NCBI's taxonomy places the organism in Eukaryota, Metazoa, Nematoda, Chromadorea, Rhabditida, Strongylidae.
AUGCGUUCACUUGGUCAGUUCUUCGGAGGACAGAUCUUCGAGCCCAAUCAAUCAACAAAUUUGAAGAGGUUAAUGUACAAAUCAGCACAUGUAAAUCGAACACUCUGCGAAAAUAGCACUAUGACGCUAGUAUCGACUAUCCUUUCUCCUGCGAUCAGUAUCUUUUUGAUAAUCUGGUCGAAUAUUCUUUUGAUACUUUGUACACUGUUGACGUCAGCUGUGCUGGCGUUUCUUAUCUCCUACUAUUUCUAUGGAUUUGCACCACCAUCCAAAACGCCGAGUCGAGCCAACUCUUCUGAUGGUUCGAGCUCAAGAAGUAGCAAAGGAGUUCGAUCUCGUACAAUUCAUGAGAGCGAUGAAGAUGCUCCUAGUGAAGCAAAAGCAAAACCAGAUGUCAUAGAGCUGCGAAGAAUGCGUAAGAGAGAUUGGGCAAGAAAGAUCUACAAAAGUUUGAUGAAGAAUGAUUCUCCUCCGAUGCAUUCCUCUGAAGACUCGGAUUCGAGCGGCAACAAGAACUUCCGGCCCCGUCAUCUCAAACGUCGUCAUUCGACAGCUGGCCCGCUGCAGCUGGCAAAAGACUUACUACGCCGCAGUAGCCGUAAUUACUUCCGCCAGACGUCUGAGAUACGUGAUAAAUUGGCACGACCUCCUCAGGAAUUUUAUGAACCGAGUGAUCUGCCAGAAAUACCUCAGAAUCUCCAACCGGAGCUCUUCUAUAUUCUUCAUAACUUGAAGAUGUUGGAAUUGCCAGCUGAGUGGAAAUUAGAUCCAAGGGACAUAGAUGUACGUACUUUCGCUAAGGGAGAACUAGUUGUACGACCGGGAGAACCGGAUGACAGCAUUUAUGUAGCAAUAGAUGGAACAUUGGCAGUCUAUAUUGCACACAAAGAGGGCAAAGAUUACAUGGUGAAGAAGAUACCGCCAGGAAAUAGUUUCUUUUCUAUGCUAUCCAUGUUGGAUGUGCUGAUGAAUAGCACUUCGGUCUUCAGAUCUGUGUCGCUUAGGGCUCUUGAGCCUUGCACGGUUGCAAAAUUCCCCAUCAAAAGCUUCCGUGACUCAUAUCAAAAGUAUCCCGAACUAUGGAUGAGACCCAUACAAAUUGUUAUCACUCGCCUUCUGCAUGUGACCAUGACCACACUGCAUCAGUAUAUGGGUCUGAGCUCAGAACUGAUGAAGAGAAGACGUGAACCUGCAGUGGAUGACCGCGCCCGUCAAGCUCAAGUUACCGGACCACUUCGACCUAAUCCACCUCCAUUGCCAAGCACAUUGAAGAAGACAAGAGAACCACGAUUUAGCAACACGGACGAUGUUGUAGACCAGCUUGCUAUAGCUCGAAAAUGGUUUGCUGAAGCUCUUGGAUUGGGUGCAGAUGGAGCGUCGUUGAUUGAACACAAGGGUGACAUUACCGUACGUACAUUUGAUGAAGGAGAGAUGCUUGUAGAACAAGGGUCAGAAGAAGAGCAACUUAUUCUUGUCCUCUCUGGAUCGCUGAGGUUACUCCAGGAACCAGUUUUUGAUGAAGAACCUCACGAUGACGAUGACGAUACUAUCUCUCGUCUCUAUCCUCGUGAAAUGGUUGGAGGUCUUCAAAUCCUUACGAAUGAGCCAUCGUUCUACACUAUACGUGCGGCGACUAAGGCGACUGUGGCUAUUUUGAGGAAGGCUGAAUUCAAUAGCCUGCUGGAAGAGCGUCCACACAUAUAUCUUCCGGUUGCCUACUCGGUUCUCCGCCGACUGUCACCAUUCCUCAGAGGUGUGGACUUUGCAUUAGAUUGGGUGCUGGUUGAUUCCGGACAGUCAGUCUACAGGGAAGGUGACUUGGCAGAUUCUAUGUUUGUCAUGUUGAGCGGUCGACUUCGUGCUGUCGAGAAGAAGACCUUAGUGGAAGAGUUUGGUAGAGGAGAUGUGCUAGGCAUGAUGGAGCUUUUACAAAAGAAACCACGAGCUACAACAGUGCUUGCAGUUCGUUUUUCGCAGCUGGCUCGCAUUCCUGAAGGACUACUCAAUUAUAUCAAGCUGCAAUAUCCUCAGGUUGGUUUCCGUUUGGUACAAUUGCUUGGACAGUACUAUAGCAGCAUACAAAGGCGAUUGCCACAUAUGCCUGCAAAUUCACUGGAGGCUCCUGGAGAUCAGAUGAAUCACAUCAAGAAUCUUCAUACGAUCGCUGUUGUACCUGCUUCGACAGAUGUUCCCCUAGUGCCGUUCACUUGUGAAUUGUAUCAUGCUCUGUCUGCCAAUUUGAGAGCGCUUAGAUUGAGCAGUCAGAAGGUGGCGGCACAGUUGGAUAGCACUGUCCUUGAAAAAUUUCUCCAAAGCCAAGACUUCACAUUGCAAGCAGAUUUUCGCCUAAUGCACUGGCUGAAUGUACAGGAGGAUACAUAUCCUCUGGUGAUCUACGAAUGUGAUUAUACGGCGACUAAUUGGACUAGAAGAUGUCUUCGUCAAGCGGAUGCUAUCCUUGUUGUCGCAAUGGGGAAUAAAAAGCCGAAGAACCAGACCCUGAUGCGAGAAUUGCUCAGCACUAAUCAAGAUGGCGCUCGAACGAACAAAGAACUCGUGUUGCUGUGGCCAGAAAAUACGCAGACACCCUCUGGAACUCAUGAAUGGUUUAAAGAUACUUACUACACAGGUCAUCACCAUAUUCGCGCCCCUAAGAGAAUGUUCCAAUGGUCAUCAAAGAAAACGCGAAGAGUUUCAAGAGAAGCUGUACAUUCUGCGAAUGAGCGAGAUGUGGUUGAAUACUAUGAGAAGAAUGUGUUCUGGAAUGUUGAUUUCCGAUCGGAUUUCGCAAGGGUCGCUCGCAUACUCACUGGAAAUGCUAUAGGUCUAGCGCUAGGAGGCGGUGGAGCGAGAGGGGCAGCUCAUGUGGGAGUUUUACGAGCUCUCAGGGAACGAGGCAUUCCUAUCGAUAUCAUAGGUGGUACGUCAAUUGGUUCACUUGUAGGAGGUAUUCAUGCAGGCACACCUGAUGAACGUGUAGAGGAACGCGCGAGUGUAUGGUUCAGGGGUAUGACAAGUCUUUGGCGCAGGAUUUUGGAUCUAACAUAUGCGCAUUCGGCUAUGUUUACGGGUGCACAAUUGAACAAGUCUCUUCAAGAUCUUUUCGGGGAACAAGAUAUCGAAAAUUUGUGGAUACCGUACUUCUGUAUUAGCACAGAUAUCACGACUUCUGAGAUGCGAGUUCAUCGAAGUGGACCUCUAUGGGCUUACUGCAGAGCUUCAAUGUCCCUCGCAGGCUACCUUCCGCCCAUGUGCGACCCUCAAGAUGGUCAUCUGCUGUUGGAUGGAGGAUACGUCAACAAUCUCCCCGCUGAUGUCAUGAGGUCCAUGGGUGCAAAAUGUGUCAUCGCUGUUGAUGUUGGCUCAUCCGAGGAGACAAAUUUGUACAAUUACGGUGAUUGUCUCAGUGGAACUUGGGUAUUGUGGAGAAGACUGAAUCCUUGGGCUGAACCUGUGAGAAUCCUGAAUAUGGAGGAGAUUCAGACCCGGCUGGCAUAUGUAUCGUGUGUGCGGCAGCUUGAACUUGUAAAAAAGGCACCGUAUUGCAGCUAUUUCCGACCGGCUGUUGAGUUAUAUAAAACGCUGGAGUUCAAUAAAUUUAGUGAAAUUCUGGAAAUCGGGCAUGAGUACGCCAAAGGAAAGAUUGGAGAUCUUAUGGAGUUGUCAGCGUUCAGCAAUUUGUUGGUGGGUGAAGGUCAACAAAGUCGACUUCAACGCCAGCUUAGCAGAACCAAUAAGCGUCCCAAUCUGGAGCGUUCUACAUCUUUCACGGAUCUGGCUGCUGCAUUAUCAAAGAUUCCCACAGUUCGACCGAUAAUGCGACACUCAUUGAGUGCAUACGAACCGAGCGAUGAUGUAUUCGAAGACAUCGACUUUUGGGACCUUGCUUCAGAGUCGGAUGCCGAUAACGAACUAUCACAGUCGGACAUAAACGACACGUCAGAAGCAUCGGAUGCUGAGGCUGACCUCGACAAUAGGCAUUCGACGAGUACGCCAAGGCCGUAGGCUACAAUUUGUGACCAAGUAUUUUGUAGUGACAGCUUAUUGUUGUGAGGAAAUGCUUAGUUGUGCACUUACGGGGUCUUUGAGCUUAGCUUCUUCGUUGUUGCCGGCAUUUAGUCAUUUUCGUUGAUUGUUUUCUCUAUUUGUUCACCAUGACUUAGCAUAGAUUUCUUAAUUCCUUUUAUUUUCUUCAUUAUUUGGUGCAUAAGCAUGUCGACUGGUCAAAUUCGUAGUUCAGUUGCCCUGAGCACGAUAUAGCUCAGGAUCACGGCUGUAAGUGAUAUUAUACGUUGCCAUAUAUGAAUACGAUGGUUUAUGCGUAAUUUAGCUGUAUUCUUUGCAUAGUGGUAGUUUUCUUAGAGAUUUAGUAUAUAGUUUAUUUGAGACUUAGAGGGUAUAAGAAUCUUGGUGAGAUCUGUUUAAACACGGUGUUGUCUUCUCCUUCAUCGUUGUACGGAUUUUUGAAUGCGCAUAGAUGAUCCUGUUGUGAAAUCAUCGACCAACGUGUAGUCUCGAAACAUUACGAGUUUAUAGACCAUGUUCCUUCUCUCUCACAUUCGUUCUCGUUCGAUUGCUCUUUCUCUUACACUUUGAACUUAUUGUUUUUUUCCUUCACAAAAUAUUUUUGCUGCCCUAAUAACAUGAUGAAUUGGAUUGCAAUUAUGUUAAAGUGUAAUAUAUUUUUCUCUGAAAUGGUGUUUGUAUCAAG